AUGCCUGGCUCCCUUGGUCAGAAUUUUGAUUUAAGGUAUUGGGAGUGUAGCACAGAUGUUAGAAUAAACCUCUCAAACAGAUUUUAAUGUACAACCAAGGUUGAGAACCACCAAGGAAGAGUUUUCAUGCAUAAAAAUUCCUAUACUCUAUCCUAGAACCAAUACAUCUGCAUCUCUGGGAAUGGAGUAUAAGAAUCUGAUUUGAAAAGGUUUCCUUAGUAAUUCUAAGAACUGACCAUUUUAGACACUGCUUUGUUAGAGUAAAAUGGUUAGGUACCUAGUAUCAACCUAGCCAUCCAACCUUAUAUUAAUAACUAGGAAAAUAAAGGGUUGGAGCCUCCGUAUUUCUUUGUUGAAAAAUCUGCUACUAUUAUUAGUUCUAUGAAAACAAUUCAAAAUUUGGUUAUUAUCAUCUUAAAAGUACAAAACCUAUAGAUAUUGAAAUUGUAAUUAUUUUUCUAUAGGCACAGUUAAAAUGAUUUUGUAAAUGUUAUAAAUCAGUUUCUUUAUAAGCUGUUAUUUAGAUAAAUUUUGUUAUACUGACAUGAUUCACUAAUUUUCUAAAUAUAAAUGGUUCAGCUUUCAGUUAUUUUUAAACUAAUGAACUGUGUUAUACUUAUUAUUUUUAAUGGGCUUUUGUGAUGUUUUAGGUUUCUUUUGAAUCCGGUGUGUCCUUCAAGUGCUUUCCAACUUUGAGAGGAAGAAAUUGACCACCUGGACUAUGGAACUGAAUAUAAAUAGUUUCUGGAAAGGACACUGACAACUUCACAGCAAAAUGAAGUUCUUUCUGUUGCUUUUAACCAUUGGGUUCUGCUGGGCUCAGUAUUCCCCAAAUACACAACAAGGACGGACAUCUAUCGUUCAUCUGUUUGAAUGGCGAUGGGCGGAUAUUGCUCUUGAAUGUGAGCGAUAUUUAGCUCCCAAGGGAUUUGGUGGGGUUCAGGUCUCUCCACCAAAUGAAAAUGUUGCAAUUUACAAUCCUUCAAGACCUUGGUGGGAAAGAUACCAACCAGUUAGCUAUAAAUUAUGCACAAGAUCUGGAAAUGAAGAUGAAUUUAGAAACAUGGUGACUAGAUGUAACAAUGUUGGGGUUCGUAUUUAUGUGGAUGCUGUAAUUAAUCAUAUGUGUGGUAAUGCUGUGAGUGCAGGAACAAGCAGUACUUGUGGAAGUUAUUUCAACCCUGGAAGUAGGGACUUUCCAGCAGUCCCGUAUUCUGGAUGGGAUUUUAAUGAUGGUAAAUGUAAAACUUCAAGUGGAGAUAUCGAGAACUAUAAUGAUGCUACUCAGGUCAGAGAUUGUCGUCUGAGUGGUCUUCUUGAUCUUGCGCUGGGGAAGGAUUAUGUGCGUUCCAAGAUUGCCGAAUAUAUGAACCAUCUCAUUGACAUGGGAGUUGCAGGGUUCAGACUUGAUGCUUCCAAGCACAUGUGGCCUGGAGACAUAAAGGCAAUUUUGGACAAACUGCAUAAUCUCAACAGUAACUGGUUUCCUCAAGGAAGUAAACCUUUCAUUUUCCAGGAGGUAAUUGAUCUGGGUGGUGAGCCAAUUAAAAGCAGUGACUACUUUGGAAAUGGCCGGGUGACAGAAUUCAAGUAUGGUGCAAAACUCGGCACAGUUAUUCGCAAGUGGAAUGGAGAGAAGAUGUCUUACUUAAAGAACUGGGGAGAAGGUUGGGGUUUCAUGCCUUCUGACAGAGCACUUGUCUUUGUGGAUAACCACGACAAUCAACGAGGACAUGGGGCUGGAGGAGCCUCUAUUCUUACCUUCUGGGACGCCAGGCUGUAUAAAAUGGCAGUUGGAUUUAUGCUUGCUCAUCCUUAUGGAUUUACACGAGUAAUGUCAAGCUACCGUUGGCCAAGAAAUUUUCAAAAUGGAAAGGAUGUUAAUGAUUGGGUUGGGCCACCGAAUAAUAAUGGAGUAAUUAAAGAAGUUACUAUUAAUCCAGACACUACUUGUGGCAAUGACUGGGUCUGUGAACAUCGAUGGCGCCAAAUAAGGAACAUGGUUGCUUUCCGCAAUGUAGUGGAUGGUGAGCCUUUUACAAACUGGUAUGAUAAUGGGAGCAACCAAGUGGCUUUUGGAAGAGGAAACAAAGGAUUCAUUGUUUUCAACAAUGAUGACUGGUCAUUUUCUUCAACUUUGCAAACUGGUCUUCCUGCUGGCACAUACUGUGAUGUCAUUUCUGGAGAUAAAAUUGAUGGCAAUUGCACAGGCAUUAAAAUCUACGUUUCUAAUGAUGGCAAAGCUCAAUUUUCUAUUAGUAACUCUGCUGAAGAUCCAUUUAUUGCAAUUCAUGUUGAAUCUAAAUUAUAAAAUUUAAAAUUAAAUGCAUAUCCUCAAAACAAUA
Molecule: messenger RNA, 2345 nt
Organism: Mandrillus leucophaeus (drill)
Lineage: Eukaryota; Metazoa; Chordata; Mammalia; Primates; Cercopithecidae
Product: pancreatic alpha-amylase
Exons: 11
Coding region: 776-2311 (511 amino acids)
Biological process (GO): carbohydrate metabolic process
Molecular function (GO): cation binding; alpha-amylase activity
Source: RefSeq, a predicted model, not a curated record